Molecule: messenger RNA, 2532 nt
Organism: Argiope bruennichi
Lineage: Eukaryota; Metazoa; Arthropoda; Arachnida; Araneae; Araneidae
Product: DNA polymerase kappa-like
Exons: 10
Coding region: 127-1971 (614 amino acids)
Biological process (GO): error-prone translesion synthesis
Cellular component (GO): nucleus
Molecular function (GO): damaged DNA binding; DNA-directed DNA polymerase activity
Source: RefSeq, a predicted model, not a curated record
AAUAUUUUCCAAAAUUCGUGACAUGAAACGACGCGUUUAGAAAGAUUUUCUUUGAAUCGAAAUUAAUUAAAAUAAUGAUUUUAUUGAAUUGAAUUUUUUUUCAUUGAGUAAAAGCAUUAAUCAACAAUGGAAGCUGUUACAUCUCCAACUGAGUUGAAGACCAUGCAGCUGAACGACCAAAAAGCUGGCAUGCAAGGUCUGGACAAGGAACAUAUCAAUAAAAUUAUCUAUGAAGCAUCUAAAGGCACCCCUUACUUUGCGUUCCAAGAGAAGAGACAGAAAUCCAUUGAUCGUAGAGUAAAAGAGUUUAAAUCUGUUCUUCAGCGAAUAACUGAUGCUGAACGAAGUGCAUCUCUUAAAAAGAUGAAUAUUCUGUGUGCUUCUUUGGAAGCUGAAAGGGAUCUCUCUCAUUCUAUUGUCCAUAUUGAUAUGGAUGCUUUCUAUGCUGCUGUUGAAAUGGAAGAUAACCCCAAGCUCAAAGGAAAGCCAAUUGCUGUUGGAAGUUCAUCUAUGUUGUCCACAUCAAAUUAUGAAGCCAGAAAGUAUGGUGUUCGUGCUGCUAUGCCUGGUUUUAUUGGAAAGAAACUUUGUCCUCAACUUGUUAUUGUUCCCUGCCAUUUCAAAAGAUACCGAGAAAUCAGCAAUAAAGUUAGACACAUCAUUGAAGAAUAUGACCCAAAUUAUUCUCCAGCCAGUUUGGAUGAAAUGUACUUGGAUUUAACUGAAUACAUCAAGCACCAGUACAAGAAACAGACACAUCAAAAUAUCUGCUUAAAACAAGAACCUACUGUGACAGAUGCUUCAUAUGAGACAUGUCAAAAAUGUUCUAUGAAUGUUCCUAGAGAGGAUCGUGAUCAUUUAGCCUACAAUAUAGUCAAGGAAAUUAGGGAACAAAUUUAUGCUGUUACUAAUUUAACUGCAAGUGCUGGUAUAGCACCAAAUGUUAUGUUAGCUAAAGUAUGCUCUGAUCAGAAAAAGCCAAAUGGACAAUUUCAAAUCCUUUCUACGCUUGAAGCUGUCAAUUCUUUUGUAUCCUCAAUGCCUGUGAAAAAAGUUUCUGGCAUUGGACCUGUAACAGGUCAAAUUCUGAAUGCUCUUGGCAUCCACACAUGCUGGGAUAUGUGGGAGAAGAGAGAUGUGAUUCCCAUUCUGUUCAAAGAAUCAUCAGCUGAUUUUUACAUGAGAGUAGCAUUAGGCAUUGGCAGCACAGUAGUCAAGAGUGAUUAUGUACGGAAGAGUAUUGGAACAGAGCAAACAUUCAGAGAAAUAAGUCAUCCUGAAGAUUUGCAUACAAAGUGCCAAGAACUCUGUCAAGAAGUUGUAGAGGAGCUUAAAUUGUGCAACAUGGUGGGUAGAGUAGUUGUAUUGAAAUACAAAACAACUAGCUUUGAUUCACAUACUAGAAAUCAUUCCCUGCCCUACCACACUGCUGAUGAAGAAGUGAUUUAUAAUACAGCCAGAAAGUUACUGGAUUCAGAAAUAGCAGCUGUUGCUCCCAAACCCCUCUGCCUCAGGCUCAUGGGAAUACGAAUAGUUAAUCUAAUAUAUGAAGAUAUGAUUCAGAGUGAUGAGAAACAAAUCAAAAUAAAAGAUUUUCUGAAGCCUAAACUUACUGAAAACCAAACUUUAUGUGAAGAGCAGACAACUAGCACAGACUCUUAUCAAAAGGAUCUUGAAGAAUGCAAAGGGAACACUUGUAAAGAAAAUGAGACUUCAAUAUCCAGUGUAUCAUCUAAACCGGCCACAUCAGAGGUGUUGUAUAUAUGUCCUGUUUGCAAUGCAAGCCAAAUAAAAACUUUAGAUGAACUUAAUACUCACAUAGAUAAUUGCUUGAAUAAAGCAGCUAUUAAAGAAAUUCUUUCUGAAGAUCAGCUGGAGAGGAAAAGAAAGCAACCAUGGCAGGAAAAACAAAAUGUAAAGAAGAGAGCUUUCCAUAAAAGUGAAAGAAAAAUAGAAGAUUAUUUUCAUUGAUAUGAUUUAUUAUUUCUUUAAUGUGACUAAUGUUAUGCUCUGUAUAAAUAGAGCAUCUUUCUAUGAGCUUGCAAAAAUAAGACUUUAAUUCUUUAUUUAUAUAUUUUAUAAAUUUUGUUGUUUUUAUUGAAAAUAUAAGAGGGCUAUAGAAUUUUACCUUGAUGUUAUAGAUCAUAUAUAUAAAUUAAAUUAAUGAAUGCAUUCUCUUAAAAAAAUUAAAAUUGAUUUAAUCUGUGGUAAUAAUGUAGAUAUUUGAAUAUUUUAAUGAAAUCUUAUUUUGCCAUUACUAUUUUAAAUGUAAUUGUCAAGUUAAUUAACUGCAAGAAUUGUUCUUUUCUUAUUUUAAUGUUAUUUUGAUCACAAAAGAAAAAGUUAAGAAAUUACUGACUUCACUGAGGUUUAUUUGAAUUAUGACUUCACACUCCCUUACCAAAUCCCAAUAAUAAAAUAAAUUGUCCAAUACUCUAGUCUAAUUAAUUAUAUUUAAUUGUAUUAUUUUUUAAUUAAUAUUAUAUAGCUUUAUCAUGUGAAUAUUUGUUGCAUUUAGAAUUGCUAUUUUCA